AUGUGUCAAGGUCCCAAUUGUCUUUCUACCGCAGGCUGGGCAACUUCCACAACUCCGCACUCUACUGCCACUGACCCUGCCGAAGCCGAGGCCCUCCAGUGCUUAGAGCAAGGCACCCAGAAACUGGAAGAGGGUGAUGUGAAGGGGGCGCUCGAGCUCUAUAAACGCAGUGUGGAGAUCAAACGUAAUGCUAGCUCCCUGUUCAAUCUGGGCGUCACUCACUAUCAUCUCAAGGAAUUCAAUGAAGCCAUCGAGGCUUGGAAAGAGUCUAUAGAGCUUCAACCGUCCAGUCCGGAUGCCCACACCAAUUUGGCCAGUGCCUACAUCAUAUCUCCCCUCUCCCGGCCCGAUCUUGCUCUACACCACCUCCGUGUAGCUGUGUCACUGGCACCUGAGGAUGGCGAGAUUGCGUUUAAUCUGGCCGCCGUCUUGGAAGCCUGUGGGCGUCUGGAAGAAGCCUUGGAGUACUACAAGCGCAGCAAAGACUUCGGCGUUGACCGUGCGGCCAUGCACAUUCGUAACGUCGGUGCGAAAAUUUUGGGUCAGAAGCUCAAAGCAGAGGAAGAAGCGAGGAAGUCUAGUUCCAACUCUUCUCAAUGA
Molecule: messenger RNA, 600 nt
Organism: Heterobasidion irregulare TC 32-1
Lineage: Eukaryota; Fungi; Basidiomycota; Agaricomycetes; Russulales; Bondarzewiaceae
Exons: 6
Coding region: 1-600 (199 amino acids)
Molecular function (GO): protein binding
Source: RefSeq, a predicted model, not a curated record